Messenger RNA from Aspergillus niger, 1380 nucleotides. RefSeq lists its product as uncharacterized. Gene Ontology annotation, cellular component: cytosol. Lineage: Eukaryota; Fungi; Ascomycota; Eurotiomycetes; Eurotiales; Aspergillaceae. Gene Ontology annotation, molecular function: mannose-6-phosphate isomerase activity; zinc ion binding. The record is from RefSeq and is a predicted model, not a curated record. Gene Ontology annotation, biological process: GDP-mannose biosynthetic process; carbohydrate metabolic process. The transcript has 5 exons. The coding region runs from base 1 to 1380 and encodes 459 amino acids.
AUGCAGGUACCGUUGCUUCGCCUUCAGUGUGGUGUCAACAGCUAUGACUGGGGCAAGAUUGGUCAUGAGUCUGCUGCCGCAAAGUAUGCCGCCAUUACUGCAGGCUCCGAUUUCUCCAUAGAACCUGAGAAGCCGUAUGCAGAGUUGUGGAUGGGCACCCAUCCUUCCCUUCCCUCCAAAGAUGUCGAAACCCAGCGAACCCUCCUCGAUAUGGUCCAGGAUAACCAGGCAUUGAUCUCCAAGGAAGUGAGCGAGCGAUAUGGAGGGAAAUUGCCUUUCCUUUUCAAGGUUCUUUCUGUUCAAAAGGCUCUCAGUAUCCAAGCCCAUCCGAAUAAGAAACUGGCUGAAAAGCUUCAUGCCCGGGACGCCCGAAACUAUCCAGAUGAUAAUCACAAACCCGAAAUGACAAUUGCGAUCACCCCGUUCGAAGGACUGUGCGGCUUCCGACCGCUGGCCGAAAUCGUUCACUUCCUUAACGCAGUCGCCCCUCUCCGCGAGUUAGUCGGCACGCAAGCAGUGAAUCAAUUCGAGAGUGUUGUCAAGGGAUCUGAAGACUCGCAGGAUUCUGACAAAAUGGCAAGAAACAAGGACGCGUUACGCUCCCUAUUCACAUCGCUAAUGAAGUCAUCACCGGAAAGCAUUGAGGCUGCCACCCAGAAGCUGAUCUCUGCGGCUCAGGAUUCUCCUGAUACAUUUGCUACUUCUACCAGCACUCCGGAGACGAAUCCGAGCAACCCUGCCGAAUUGGCUGCCAUUAUCGCUCGACUUAACGGACAAUUCCCUAACGACAUCGGGCUAUUCGUGUUCUUCUUCCUGAAUUUUGUCAAGCUGGCACCAGGUGAAGCCAUGUUCUUGAAGGCUGAUGACAUCCAUGCAUACAUCUCUGGAGACAUUAUCGAAUGCAUGGCGUCGUCUGAUAACGUUGUGCGGGCGGGCUUCACUCCCAAGUUCAAGGACGUUGAUACACUCACCGAAAUGCUGACAUACUCCUAUGCGCCAAUUGAAGAGCAAAAGCUGGAGCCGACCGACUAUCCAUAUGCCGUUCUCAAUGCCUCCGCCUACUCAAGUGGUUCAUCGUCUCUUCUCUACGACCCUCCGAUUGAAGAGUUUAGUGUGGUCAAGACGGAUCUGAAGAGGGCUGGGGCCAAAGCAACUUUCGACGCACUGGUGGGUCCCAGCAUCCUGAUAUGCACAGGCGGAACUGGGAAGAUUACGGUCGGCCACAAGACUGAGGAAGUGAAGGAAGGCUAUGUAUUCUUUGUGGGAGCCAACGCCGAGUGUAUCGUCGAAAGUACGGGCAGUGGAGAGGAGGAUGUGUUUACCACAUAUAAGGCAUUCUGUGAUCUGACGGGCAAGGAGGACAUGGUGAAUGGAAACUAG